Exophiala bonariae is the source of this 1089-nucleotide messenger RNA. RefSeq lists its product as uncharacterized. The transcript has 3 exons. NCBI's taxonomy places the organism in Eukaryota, Fungi, Ascomycota, Eurotiomycetes, Chaetothyriales, Herpotrichiellaceae. The record is from RefSeq and is a predicted model, not a curated record. The coding region runs from base 1 to 1089 and encodes 362 amino acids. Gene Ontology annotation, molecular function: NAD binding; magnesium ion binding; oxidoreductase activity, acting on the CH-OH group of donors, NAD or NADP as acceptor.
AUGGUGUCUGAACAACGAGUCCACAAGAUUGCAGUUAUCCCUGGUGAUGGUAUUGGUACUGAGGUGACAGCUGCGACCCUUGAAGUCUUGCACACAGUAGAGAGAUGUGUUGGUUCAUUUCAGUUGCAAUUGACUGAGUUCGAUUGGAGUUCAGAGAAGUAUCUUGGAAAGGGGUUUUAUAUUCCUGAAAAUGGACUAACCUCCCUUGCCACACACGAUGCUAUUCUUAUGGGAGCAGUAGGGUCUCCCACUGUUUCCGAUCACAUCUCUCUUUGGGGCCUUCUGCUUCCUAUUAGAAAAUCGCUUAACCAGUUCGUCAAUGUACGCCCAGUCCGCAUGCUGCCCGGAGUAUCAUCUCCCUUGCGCAGAUGCAAAGAUGGCGACAUCGACUGGGUUAUUGUGCGAGAAAAUAGCGAGGGCGAGUAUGCUGGACAAGGUGGAAUCUCACACCCUGAUUCAUCAAAUGCCACUGCAACUGAAGUUGCAAUCUUUACUCGAAUUGGUAUCGAGCGGACAAUGCGAUUUGCAUUCGAGACUGCACGAUCCCGCGAUCGCAAGAAACUGACCUUAGUGACCAAGAGUAACGCACAACGCUAUGGAAUGGUCUUAUGGGAUCGGGUAUUCGAGAGUUUGCAAUCUGAAUACCCUGAAAUCUCAUGCGAUAAGAUGCUAGUGGACGCAAUGACGGUGAGAAUGGUUCAGAAUCCGCGCUCCCUGGACACUAUUGUAGCGACCAAUCUUCAUGGGGAUAUCAUAUCAGAUCUCGCCGCUGCCCUGGCUGGAAGUAUCGGAAUUGCCCCUUCGAGCAACUUGGAUCCAACGAGACAACAUCCCAGCAUGUUCGAGCCAAUCCAUGGAAGUGCCCCUGAUAUUGCAGGCAAAGGGCUGGCAAACCCUUUGGGGAUGAUCAUAAGCGCAAUUGAGAUGUUGAAGUGGCUCGGUGAAAAGGAGGCAUCGGAUAAGAUUCUCACAGCAAUCAACCUGGUAACUGUGAGUCAGAUCCUAACUCGAGACUUGGGUGGUACGGCAACCACGAAAGAGGUCACAGAAGCCAUAAUACGCUCUCUAGUCUAUUCGGAGCAAUCUUGA